Molecule: messenger RNA, 243 nt
Organism: Ambispora gerdemannii
Lineage: Eukaryota; Fungi; Glomeromycota; Glomeromycetes; Archaeosporales; Ambisporaceae
Source: the annotation of a GenBank genome assembly
AUGACUACAUUUAAACAACUUCUCUUGGUCGCUUCGAUUCUAGCAAUCCUCCUCAUUUCAUCUGACGCAUCACCAGGAUACGGAUACGGGUAUUACGGGUAUUAUCCUCCUUACAAUUACGCAGACCAGUCUGGUGGCUGCUCUAUAAAUCAAAAUGCUAAUUUUGGCACUAACAACGCGAAAUGUUGUUUCGUCAAUGGAAAUUGGGUUUGGGUUUCGGGCGACCUAUUACUAUACAUGUGA